UACCUACCCAGGUCCGUCAACAAGACAGUCUCGCCGGGCCCCGUGCUGACCUUUACUACAACCCUCUGCAUGAUGCUGCCGCCAGUCGAAGAGGCGGUGCUCCAGAGCAACCCAGGGUUCGCUGCCUUGUACGGCACUCUCACCACCGCGAUACUCAAUCCUGACGGCACAACCAGGGAUGACAAGAGCCACAUUGCAAGGCAGAGGGCCGCCGUUCGCGAGGAACUUGACACCCGUCGUCUUGUGUCCGCAAAACACCAUCUGCUAGCCCAGGCCGUCUCGGCAGCCGCGCCGGGGGCAUCGGAGCUACCGGGGCCUCUUUUGGACCUGUUGUUGCUCCUGCCCCCGCUCAUGACGGCCUUGGAGGAGCCCCCGCCCGACACCCUUCACCUGUUGCUGGCCAAUCCUCCCUUCUCGUCCCUGCAUGAGCACAUCCAGGGCCUCGCCAGCCUCGUCUCCUCCAGCCUCGUCUCCUCAGCUGUCCAGAUCUCUCGGGCAGCUUUCCCGGCCACAAAUCCCUCAUUCACCCACCGCCAGGUACCCUCACUUGCGCGCCGCAUUGCCGAGCUGUCUUCCCGGCUCGACCGACAAUCCGGCUCGUUGGCCGGCGCUCGUCUGGCUGCCACCAAUUCCCUCGCUCAGCUCCUUCAGAAGCAGACGGAGGCUCUGCUUUUGCUCGUCCGCUCGCUCGAGGCCAAACAUGGUGUUAUCGCCCGGUCCCUCGAGCACCGAGCCACUGGUGUCUCACUUGAGGCUCAGCUCGGCCAGGCCAAUGCUGAGGCGGCCUUGUGGAACGUCAGGAAAGAUGUCUAUAGUCCUGAGGUCCGCGAGGCCCUGGUGAAUUAUUCUGCCCACUUGCGGGAUUGCCGUUUGAGGCUCGGGGAAGCGAUGAGGACGGCCCAGGUUGAGCUUCAAGACUACGGUGUCGCUGUCGGUGGCCGUGCCGGCGAUCUGAGCAAGGAGCGCGCUCUGAGGGAGGCUGCGAGGGCUUACAGGGAUACACAGAGGCAGAUAGAGGACGCCUACAAUGACUUGAGCCGAUUGCGUUGACACGGCCCUGUCCAGAGUGGAUACGAAACGGGAGCAAACGGGAGCAAACGGGGCCACGGGAAAUCACCGGGACCUUGGUAUCGCUGCUCCUCCUCCCGAGGGUGCACGAGUGGCCGAUGUAGACGACAAUGGAUCGCAGCCAGGAUUGCCCACUGGGCUCAGGUAUCUAGGAUGGCAUUGGGCCCUGGUAUCUACCCUGACACAGCAGCUGGCCCGGUCCGGUGAGUGUCAGCAGCCUGCUACAGAGCCAGAGCACGUCACCCCGGGAUACUCCAGACCACAAACCAAGAGAGCUGGAGGUGAAAGGGGGAGUGGACUGCACAAGGGGUGUUUCGACUUAUGUUGGCAUCCCCCCCCCCCCCCAAUCCGUUGGCAACAUAGCCAUUGGGGUAAGUGUAUACUUGUCCCGGGUAGGAUCGGGGAAAAUGGCGAUGUUGUGUUGGUGAAAUUAUCGCCACGCGAGGGAUUGACGCAUGCCCUACACUCAUCCAGUUCUCUCUAGAGUGGAAAUAUUCGGCAGCCCUCGUUUCUCAGGACUGACCUGGGAAUGGCAGUGGGGGCCAUGUACCGAAUGACGUACUCACAGCACAGCCUCCCCGGGCAAAGACCUCCUUCAUGCUCGACUUAUCUGUAUUCCCUUACAGUAUCAGAUUACAGGCAAUGCGAAGCCAUUCCUGAGCAGUUCAAGCUCAGGCACUACACUAUGUGACGACGUGUGGUGCCUCUCAAACGUAGCUAAUGUCGACGUUCGUGACUGGGAUAGUAAUCCAGGUUUUGCACAAAUUGAGCUCAAAUAGAGACAAAUCACCGGUGAUGGACCUUGGACCCUUGGGAAUGUCUUGAAUGCAGUAGUCAGUGCCGUCGACGGGCUUCUGCGUGGCGGGAGUCAACUGAGUAAUGGUGUCCUCGAUGCCAGGGUUGACGUUGCCGGUGGCGAUGGUCGUGAAUUCCUGAUCGGCAGGAGAGUAGG
This is a messenger RNA of Diaporthe batatas, 2020 nucleotides long. RefSeq lists its product as uncharacterized. The coding region runs from base 70 to 1050 and encodes 326 amino acids. NCBI's taxonomy places the organism in Eukaryota, Fungi, Ascomycota, Sordariomycetes, Diaporthales, Diaporthaceae. The record is from RefSeq and is a predicted model, not a curated record. The transcript is spliced from 2 exons.